CAUAUUAACCGAAAUGUUUGCCUCGCGUUCAUCAUAUCGUUUGCGUGACAACCGAUUUAAAUACUUCAUCGGCGGUCCGCCAAUCAAUCCAUAUCUCAAGAACUCAUACUCUUUGCUACAAAGUAUAGAUCACUCGUCAGCUACUAUUCAUCCCGAAACCGGUGAAUCGGUGACCAUGAGGUCGACCGUCGAUGAAGCGACCGACAGAUCCAUGUAUUGGAUGGCAUGCAGUGGACAACAAUCUCUGAAGAGGAAACAGUUAACCGAUGACUCAACCAAUUUGAGACAUUUGUUGUAUUGUUUGAAAACGAAUCGCAAUCUAAUACCAGUGCUGUCUGUCCAGUGCAGCGCCUACUAUAGAACCGCCGCUAAAUUGGAAGAACUCGACUCUAAUUCAGCCAAUGAUUAG
Messenger RNA from Oppiella nova, 409 nucleotides. The record is from the annotation of a GenBank genome assembly. NCBI's taxonomy places the organism in Eukaryota, Metazoa, Arthropoda, Arachnida, Sarcoptiformes, Oppiidae.